CAGGUUGGCCUCCUUCACAGAGAUCUGCCUGCCUCUGCCUUCUAAGUGCUGGGAUUAAAGGCGAGCGCCACUGUACCUGAGGGACACUUAAAAACAAACAAACAGCCGGGCGUGGUGGCGCACGCCUUUAAUCCCAGCACUCGGGAGGCAGAGGCAGGCGGAUUUCUGAGUUCGAGGCCAACCUGGUCUACAAAGUGAGUUCCAGGACAGCCAGGGCUAUACAGAGAAACCCUAUCUCGAAAAACCAAAAACAAACAAACAAACAACAACAAAAAAACAACAAAAAAAUGAGAACAUGAUUUAUUACUUUUGUGUGGGUGAAAUGUUUGUGUGGAGUAGUGGUUCCAACCUAUGGGUUGUGACCCCUGGGGGUCGAAUGACCCUCUCACAGGGGUCACCUGAGACCAUCAGAAAUAUCGGAUAUUUACACGAUGAUUCAUAAUGGUGGCAAAAUUACAAUUAAGAAGUAGCAAUGAAAAUAAUGUUAUAGCUGGGGUCUCCACCACAUGAGGUACUAUAUUAGAGGGUCGUAGCAUUAGGAAGGUUGAGAACCACUGGUGUGGAAGGUGUUCAUGUCUGGAGGUCAGAGGCCAACUCUGUCAUCAGACUCAAGUCAUCAGGCUGCCUAGCCAACACCUUUACCUGCUGAGCCAUCCUGCCGGCCCUUGUUUCUUUGCUUGUUUUUGAGAAAGGGUCUGUGGACUAGCCGAGGCUGGCCUCAAACUCACCGUAUAGCCUAGGAUGGCUGUGAACUCUUGAUCUCCUGCCUGUAAUUCUCAAGCGCUGGGGCCUUCCCUGUUGUGGUUAUAGAACCUUCCAGGACUGAUGAGUCCACUCGCCAGAGUCCGUAAAGUCAUUUAAUCAAUGCCUGGCACAAGGCAGGUGCUUGGUAAAAAGUCAGAGGCUGCUCUAGUUUAUCCAGUUGGUGAUAUGACGUCAUUCUGUCCCGUGUCCUCUGCGGACACAUGUUCCUUGUUGCUGUGGGAUCUUCAUGUGUAUGUCAAAAGACAGCUUUUCCAUUUACUGCUGCUUAAGACAGGGUCUCACUGCAUACCUCAGGCUGGCAUCAAACUGGAGCCUCCUGCCUCGGCCUCUUCAGUGUGAGAGUUACAGGUACGCACUACCAUGCACAGCUACAAUUUACAUCUUUAUAUUUUAAGGACUUGGGCCAUAAUGCUUCAGCCUCUGUGUGUGUGUGUGUGUGUGUGUGUACACGUGCGUGUGCGCGUGUGUGCGCGCACGUGCAUUCAUAUGUAGAGUGACAAUAUACUUUCUGAUAUAUUACCUGAUAUAUUAUAUAUUAUUCUGAUAUAUAUUAUAUAUAUUACCUAAGGCUUUUCUCACUGAAUCUGGAGCAUCCCUGUUCCAAUUUGGCUGGCUGCUGAGCAAGCCUCAUCUCUCUUCUUGACUCCUUGUCCUCUCUCUUCUUCCUGACUCUGUCCCCUGCACUGGAGCUGCUGGUGUGCACCCAGCUGUUACCCAGCUUUUCCCUCUUUUGUUAUGGAUGCAGGAGACUGGACCGUAAGCCCUCACGCGUGCCUGGCCAGCACUUUUACCCACUGGACCAUCUUUCCAGCACAAGGUUUCCCCUUCUCAGAAUUCUUUUAAUCGGGGGACUGCAAAGAUGGUAGCGCCACUGUUAAGAGCGCUGGCUACUCUUCCAGAGGACCUGGGUUUGGUUUCCAGCACCCACAUGGCGGCUCACAGCCGUCUGUAACUCCAGUUCCAAGGAGUCCAAUGUCCUCAUCUGGCCUCACAUACAUACAUGCAAAUGCUCACACAUACACAAAAAAUAAAACACAUACAUCUUUUAAAGGCAUGGCAGACAGGUGUGAUAGUGAGAUCCUGUCUCAAAAAGAAAAAAGAACUCUUUUUGUUGGGCUAGGGAGAUGGUUCAGUGGGCAAGAUACUUGUUACCAAGCCUGACCACCUGAGUUCUGUUCUGGAAAUUCACACGGUGGCAGGUAGAGAAUCACCUUCCCUAAGUUGUCCUCUGGCCUUCAUAGCUGCAUUUUUUUUAGCACAUGCACACAUACAAAAAUAAAUAAAUAUAAAAAAAGAAUUAUUUUUAUUGAUCUUUCUUUAGCUGGGUAGCAAAGGCAUGGGAGCAGUCUCCUAUACUUUGCCCUGUAACCUUAUAAACUAAGGUUUCUCUUUAGUCUUAGUCCAUUCCCGCUACUAUGACAAAAGGCUCAAGAUGGAUUGAUUUAUAAGUCACAGAAGGUUGCCUUUCACAGUUCUAGUGGCUGAGUAAGUCUAAGAUCACAGAGGCAUCAGAUAGCGUGUCUAGUAGGGGCCCAUUCUAUAUCUGGUGUUUCCUAAUCACUGGAAAGGCGAGAUGUAUCUAUUCUGUGUCUGAAGAGAUGGAAGGACCCGCCUCUCUCGUAAGGGCGCCUAUGCCAUGCACAAGGGCAGUGCUCUCAUGACUUCAUUACUUACUGAAAGAUCUUGCCUCUUUUUCCUACCACAUGAUGAGUUCAAGGCUAGCCUGGGCUACAUGAGGUGCUGUCUGAAAAAAGUCAAGAUUUGCAAAGAGUUAAGAAAAGCUAUGUGGUACAGAGCCAGUAUGUAUAGGGCCAUUGUUCCAAACUCCAGUAUAAAAACAAAGAAACAAAGAAACAAUAUUGUAUAGGCUGGGAUUCAAACCUUCAAUCUAGGGCCGGUGAGGGACACUUAACCAAGCCAUAGCAUGUGUUACAGUUGGAGCAGUGCUUCAUACAUUUUUAUAAUUAUGCCUUUAUUUAUUAGGUGCACAUGUGUGUGGGUGUGCCUUGAAGUCUAAGCACAGCUUUGGGGAGUCAGUUCUCUCCUUCCAUCAUGUAGACUCUGGGGAUCAAACUCAUGGCAUCAAGAUUUGCCUGCAAUCCCCUUUCCCCACUGAGCCAUCCUGCCAGAAGUGUGCUUUAGUUAAGAUAAGCGCGUUCUGAGCUGGGCAUGUGGCUUGAUGGUUGGUUGCUUGGCCUGCCUGCACGUCUGAGGCCAUGGGUUCUAUCCCUCACACCGCAUGAAACUGGACAUGGUGGUGCAUACCUGUGUCCAGCACUUGGAAAGUGUCCAGGGAAUUUGAGGCCAGCAGGAGCUAUGUGAGACUGUGAGAAACAGGGAGGCGGGAGGAGAGAGGGUGGAAGAUGGAUCUGGUGGGGUUGCCACCCUGAGCUGAUAACCUGCAGACCCACCCUCCAGGAGGGGGGGGGGAGUCCAGCUGGGGGUUGCCCUGCCCAGGCACUGUGCAGUGCCCACCUCAUCCCUACCCUACCCUUCUAGGUCUUCCUCUCCCCUCCCCUAAGGAAGCAGGCAGUCCCCGUGGCCCUGAAGACACAGAAGUGAGAGUUCUUGGUGGCUUUGCUUUGAGGAAGUCAAAUGUCAACCCUGAAACUGAUGAAUUCUGUCUCCAAAAUUAGCAACUGCACCCCCACCCACCCCCCAACCCCAAUCCGGAAAAAAUUCUAGAACAUUCUCCCCAGCUUCCGCUGACUCUGUGGUGAAGACAGGGAGGUUCCACUCUGCUCCUGCCCUGUUGGUGUGACCGUCUGUCACCUGCUGAGGACGACUGUGCCCUUUAUCACUGGGUCACUUUUCUCCUGUUCUAUCUGCACAUGAGCUUGUAUGAGACAUACAAGCUGUGGGUGCUCCGACAUGUAUGUGCAGAAGGCAGAGGACAAGCUCAGGCGCCAUCCCUCAGGGAUCGCCCACCCCGCUUCCUUGAAACAUGCUCUUUACUGGGCUUGAGCUCUCCAGACUAGCUGACGGGGAGUCCCUGGGCUCCGCCUCCUCCAUUUCCCCAAUGCCAGGAUUACAACUGUGCACCAACACCCUACCCCUUUUUUUAUAUGACUUCUGAGAACUAAGCUUGGCUCCCCAUGUUUUACAGACUGAGCUAUCCCCCCCACCCCCAUUCCGACUUCUCUUUUGAGAUAUGCACUGAACUCCCUGUAUAGCUGGGAAGGGCUGAAGGUGCCCCCCCUUCCCGUCUCCCUGCCUCCACCUCCCCAGAAGAUAGGUAUGUAGGCCAGUAUACACUUUUAGUUUCUGACCUCCUACAGUGAAGCCUGCAUUUCUGUUGCCUGGUUAGGUUGGUCUCCAAACUGGGGGCUUGGCAUGUGUCUGAUGUAGGGAUCUGGCAGUGUGUUCUGAUCCGGGGAAAUGACUGGGCUAUCCUUGUCUAUUCUAGUUUGCUUUCUGUUGCUGUGGUAAUAAACACCGUGACUGAAAAGCAGCUAGGUUUUCUUUGUCUUCUAAGGUACGGUCCACCCUAGGGGGAAGCUAAGACAGGGACUCAAGGCACACACGCACACUUGGAAGCAAGAGCGGAAGCAAAGGCCACAGGAACACUGCUUACCGGCUUGUUUGCCUUUUCUUUAUUUUUGUUUUUGAUUUUUUUGAUUUUUUCUGUAUUGGUGUUUUGGCUACAUGCCCCCCUGCUGCCCAAAGGAGGCCAGAAGAGGAUAUUGAAUCUUGAUAUUGAAACUUGAGUUACAAACAGUUGUGUGUCACUAUGUGGCUGCUGGGAAUUGAACUCAGGUUCUCUGGAAGAGCUCUUAACUGCUGAGCCAUCUCUCCAGUCCCACUUCCUCUGCCCCAGUUUGCUUUUUUAUAAAUAUGGGCCGGCUUGUCUAGACCUACCAACCAACAGUGGGCUGGGCCCUCCCAUGUUAAUCAUCAGUCUGAUGGAGGCAAUUCCUUUACUGAGGUUCCUUCUUCCCAAAUUUCUAGGUGUGUGUUAAGCUAAGAAAAACUAAGUAGCCAGGGGGAUGUAGAUAGGAUGGCUGGACUUGGUGCUCUGUAGAGAUCUGGGUUCAAAUUAUGAAACCUGCUGUUCACAAGCUGGGUCAUCUCAGCAGGGAGCUGUACUUGUUAGUCUUUGCUGUGAUAACAUUCCUGACAGAGGAGCUUAGAAAAGGAUGUACCUCACAGCCCAUCAUGGCGGCAGGAGCGUGAGGCGGCUGCUCACACUGCAUCCCAGUCAGGAAGCAGAGAGAGAUGGACGCUGGUGCUCAGCACACUUUCUCCUUUGAGUUCAGAUGGGGGCCCCGGCUCAUGGGAUGGUGCAACCACAUCCAGGGAGGGUCUAGUCUUCCCGCCUCAACUAACCAAUCUAGAUGUUCCCUCACAGACACGCCCAGAGGGGCGUAUCAUAGUGAUUUAAAAUCUAGUUGUAGGACCCUUCUUCUUCUACUGGGUUGCCUUAUCCAGCCUUAAUGUGCUGGAAUGUGCCUGGUCUUAUUGUAGCUUGUUACGCUGUGUCUGGUUGAUGUCCCUGUUAGGACUGUUUUUCUCUGAGGAAAGGAGAGGUGUGGAUCUGGGGGAGAGAGGGAGGAGGGGAAAUUGUAGUCAGAAUGUAAUAUUUGAGAGAAUAAUAAUAAUAAUAGUAAUAAUAAUAAUAAUAAUAAUAAUAAUAAUAAUUAGAGCCAGGCAUGUUAUACACCUUUAGUCUCAGAACUUGUUGGGGCAGAGGCAGGCCUAUGUCUCUAAGUUUGAAGCUACCCUGGUGUAUGAAGUGAGUCCACGAUAGGCAAGGACUCUGUUACACAGAGAAACCCUGCCUUGAAAAUACAAAUAAAUAAACAAAAACCAACAAAUAAUUUUUAAAAAAAUUACAAAAAUAAAAUCCAGUCAAGUUGGCAAUGAAGGUUAACCCUCAUACUAGGUAUGGUGACCCCGGAAAGGUUACUCAGCCAUUCUGGGCCUCAGUCUCCCCAUCUGUUCAGCAGAGUUAGACCCAAUGUUGGUGUAAAUGCUAAGUGAACUGAUGUGUAAGCUGGAAUUCAGGUAGGAGGGGUUAAAAGAGGAUUGUGUAUGUGCUGGGAAUCAAACCCAGGACCUCACACAUGCCAGACAAGUGUACACUCACUGCAGGCCAGGCCCCUGCUGUAGAACUGUCUUCCUGUCUUCCCAAAAGCAAGCAGCGGGUAGUUUUGUCUCUCUUUUCUGUGAUGUAUAUGGCCUUUGUGUCUGCAUGUAUGUAUGUAUGUAUGCAUGCAUGCAUGUAUGUAUAUAUAUAUGUGCUUAACAAGCAUACCAUGCCUAGUUCCCAUGAAGGUCAGAAGAGUGGGCACUGGGAUUCCAGAUUGUCAGGGACUCUGGGAGAGCAACCAGCGCUCUUAGCCACUGAGCCAUCUCUUAGCCCCCGUGUCUCUUCUUCUUAAAGCUCUUCCUCCAAGAGGAGGUAAAGUCCCAAAGGGACUGAAUAUGUUCCAGUAUUGAUCUGUCUGGCCCGAGCAUUUUAAAAGCUAAACAGGGAAUAAAGGAGAGAGAGACAAACUGACCAAAGGGAAAACACAAGGCCUGGGGAGGAACAGGGCUGGGGCAGGGGGGCGGGGCUCAGGCUGAUGUCACUUCCUUCAUCCAAUGGCAUCUGCACAGGACUCUCACCAACCCUUUUGCUUCCUGAUCCCCCCUCCCCCACCUUGCUUCCUCUUUACCCAGAAGAUCCAGUCGGUCCCUCGAAAGCUUGCACGGCCAUUACUGUCUAGACCACCUGUGCCCAUCUGGUAGAACUGGUGAGUCCCAAAUGGGCAAAAGCCUUGUCAUCAGUCCAUUUGAAACAAGCCAGCUUGACCAGUGGUAACUCCUUUUCAGCUGGGUCCCCCUGUUAAGACCUAGCUGCCUGCACUUCCCAUCCUCCUGUCUUUCAUGGCGUUUGAGAGGGACCAUUCAGUCCUUCCAAGGGACCCAAGCAGCCCUAGUCACGUUCACUGUGAUUGUCUGCAGCAAGGUCAGUUUCCAGCUCAGUCCCUCAAGGUCUCGCCAUGUAGAACUGACUGGCCUGAGACAGGGCAUUUACCUCUGCCCCUUUCCUCCAGUGCUGGAAUUAAUCUAUGUGCCAUACCCAGCUCUAUGUUUUCCCUAUUGAUGUCCUUGGUCACUCACUUGAGGAUUCUGGGUGUCUUUGUAUGACUUCAAUGGCUGUGAUAAAAUGCUAGGACUUUAAGCAACCUGGAGAGGAAAGGGUUUAUUUCAUCCGACAACUUUCUGGCCAUGCUCCAUCACCGAGUCAGGGAAGAACUCAAGGCAGGAACUGAAGCAGAGCCCAUGGAGGAACUCUGCUUACUGGCUUGCUCCCCAUGGUUUGCUCAGCCUAUUUCUCGUAUGCCCAGGACUGCCCAGGGCAGUCAUCAUUGCGCCCCUCCCACAUCCUCACUAAGAAAAUGCUACACAGCCUUGCUUUCAACUGCAGCUUACUGACGUGUUUUCUCAAUUGUGGUUCCCUCUUCUCAGAGAACUUUAGCUUGUGUUAAGUUGACAACACCAACAAAAGACAGUUGACAUGCAAUUGUUGUGUCAAUUUGACACACCAAAUGCAUCACUAUUCAGCUAUAACCUUUCUGUUUUUAUCCUCAAGCUCUCAAUAAUGGCAUCAAAAUAUACAGCAUAAGUAACUUUAAAAGUCCUCUACUGUUUAGAAACUCAAAUACUUUCAAAGUUGUCUCUUUAAAAUAUCCAAAGUCUCUUACAAACUUCAAAGCCUUUCUAAAAUUCCAAAGUCUCACAACUUGUGGGCUCCUGUAAAAUAAAAUAAUAAGUUACAUACUUCUUUCAAACAAGAACAUCCGGGGCACAGUUGAGUCAAAGCAGAGCGAAACAGAUGUCCCACAGUGCUAGGCUCCGUGCUGACCUUCUGGGACUUGCUCAGGAUCUUCUGGACUCCACGAGGCUUGAGCCUCUCUAGCCCUGCCAUUCACAGCCUAUUCAGCUUGCCUGGUGGGCUCAUACUAGCUCCACAGCAUACCUGCUGACGGCCUGGCUGGUCAUCCCAUGGUACUGGCACCUCCAAAAUACUGGGGUCUCUGUGAUGGCUGCGGCUGGGCUGCAUUCUCAGCAGUAGCCUUUCCUGAGCUCUUCUUCAGGAACGCUGAUCCUGUCACACUGUGCCAAGCCCCAAGGUCUCCCCAUGACCCCUUCAAUGCUGGGGCUUCUACUUCAACUGGGGCUGCAUUCACUGUUGAUUUCUUUUGACCUCUCGUGGUGCCGAAUCUCAGGUACUCUUCACAGCUCCUUCAUGUGUUCCAAACCAGUACCACGGAGAGAUGUUUACACAUUUCCAAGUUUGACUGCCAACAUGAGAGCCUGGGCUCCUCUUGGACCACAGCUUCUGUGUGCUAACCCUGGGGAAACACUCUUGGGAGAUUUCACCUCAGUGAUGCUGGUCUCAUCUUAAUGCCAGCUGAUUCUUCAGCCCUGGCUGCUCAGUAUCAAUUGUCCAAGCAAAGCAAAGGUUUCAUUUAAUGGUUCCUUGUUGAUUACAGCUGAUCAGGGUGGCUGAUUCUUCAAGGUCUUAGUAGAGUCCUUUAAGGGACCGUCAAAGCUCCCUCUGAAAUUUCACAAGCCAGGCCACCCUCAUUUGCAUUGCUCCCAGCUUUAUCUUUUAGGUUCCCACAGUGGUUCAUUAAGCUCUGAACCUCUCAAUGGCUUUCCUAGCCCAAAAUCCCAGAGUUCUACAACCCUUCCAAAACCCAAUCAGGUCUGUCACACAAAUACCCCAUUCCUCAUACCAAUUUCUGUCUUAGGGUUUCUGUUGUUUUGAGUAAAAAUACUACCAACCAAAAGCAACUUCGGGAUGUAAAUAUUUCUUCUUACAACUCUUUGGUUACACAUAGACCAUCACAGUGGGAAAUCGGGGGAGGAACUCAAAGCAGAAACUCAGGCAGAAUUCAUGGAGGAAUGCUGCCUAUUGGCUUGAAUGUCCACCUCCCUCGGGCCACCUGCCUCAGGGGUGGCACUGUUUUCAAUGUGCUAGGCCCUCCCAGGUGACCACUAAUGAAGAAAAUGUCCCACAGGCUUACCUAUAGGCCAGUCCUUUUUUUUUUUUUUAAGAUUUAUUUACUUUUUUAAUAUACACUGUCACUGUCUUUAGACACAACAGAAGAGGGCUUCGGACCCCAUUAAAGAUGGUUGUGAGCCACCAUGUGGCUGCUGGGGAUUGAACUCGGACCUCUGGAGUAGCUGUUAGUGCUUGUAACCACUGAGUGAUCUCUCCAGCUUCCCCCUUAUCCCCCCCAACCCCUUUAUAGGCCAGUCUUAUGGAGACGUUUUCUCAAUUGUCCUAUCAUCUCAGAUGACUCUAGAUUGUGUCAAAUACCAUCAAGGACACUAGUCAGGUGCUCUCACUGAGCCACACUGCCAGCCCCUUCCUGGGGUAUUCUAGGAAAGUGAUCCAUGUUCUCAGCCACCCUGGCAUUCUUCUAACUUCCAUUAUGUGGCGCAGCCUACCUGUUCAUUUCUCCAUUUCUAACAAAGAAACCCUGAGACAGGAAUGUAGGUCAGCUGGUAGAAUACUUGCCUGGGUUGCUCAAUUAUAGUUCUGCGUGCAUACCUGAUAGGUUGCUUUUAUUGAACAUACCUGAAAACAAGCUCCCAUGUCCUCAAGCAAACUUUUCCCACCAUUCUCUCUGUCGCAUUCAUUUAGUUUGGGAAUGGGUUUCGCUAUGUUGCAUAGACUGACCCCACCCUCUCUGUAUAGCUCAUGCUGGCACUUAAUUUGAGAUUCUUCCGCCCUGGGCCCUUGAGCACUGGAAUUACACACCUGUGUCACCACAUCCAUCUCUCUGUCUUGUUAAUAGUAAUUUGGUUCCUCUCUUUCCUCUGGAACAUCUUCACUGUGUCAUUUUUUUUGACUCCUUCCUCCCUCUCUGCCAGCACCCAAGGGAACGUUCCAUCAACAAAUUCAAUGUCAGUUCUACCUUAAAAAUAAAUUCUAGACUGAGGAGACAGCUCGGCCAAUAAAAUGCUUGCUGAGCAAGCAUGGGAGUCAGCGAUUGGUUCUCCCAGGUACUAGGUAAAACCCUGCAAUCCCAGCCUGGUGAAGGCCAGAGACAGGAUUCCUGGAGCAAGCUGGCCAGCCAGAUGAUGAGCCGUAUUGCCAAGUUCUGUGUUCAAAGGAGAGACCUUGUGUCUAAAUGCAAAGUAGCGGGAGUGUGAUUGAGAAAGAUAGCGCGCGCGCACACACACACACACACAAACACACACACACACACAAAGCCAUACAUGCACAUGUGCACACUAUACACUAUAUCCACAUGUAAAAAUAAAUUCCAACAGCAUUCGCAUAAUCCUUGGGUUCAGCUCCGAGUGCAGAAAAGAGAAAGCAGAUGAGGAAGUAAACCGUAAACCCCAGCACAUGUUCAUCAGUGUCUUGGUGCCUCCUUCCCCUAAACUACGUCAUUUGGUCCCUGCUUGAAGCCUGUUGCUAUAGCCAGAGGCUGGGGGCGUGGCUCAGCCAGUUGCUAGUAGUUCCUAGCAUGCACAAAGUUCCGUUCCCAGAACUGUGUAAAACCAGACACAGUGAUGCAUGCCUGGAAUCCCACUGCUCUGGAGGUAGAAGCAGGAGAACCAGAAGUUAAAAUUCAUCCUACUUUACAUUGUGAGUUCAAGGCCAGCCUGAGAUGCAUGAGAUCAUGUCGCAAAGAACAAAUGAAAAAAAUAAGUCCAAUUGUGCCACCCCUGUGCUCAAAACCUUUAACUAGACAGCUACGGUAACAUAUGCCUAUCAUCCCAGGACUGGGAGACUGAAGCAGGAGGAAUGGGCCAGCCUGGCCUACAUAGUAAGUUCAAGUCAGAGUGAUCUAUGUUUCAUGACCAUAUCUCAAAGAGGCAAAAAUAAGCAUUGCAUGUAUUAAAAGAAAUGUGUGUUGAAUGCAGAAAGAAUUUGGAACUGUUUAUCCAAGUUUGAAGGAGACCAGAGACUUGGGGAAGCCCCUAAAGACUUAACAAGAUCGGGGUUACGCUUUGUAUUGGGUGAGACUGGUGUGGAGUACCUUCUGGUGUGCUGGGUUGGCUCUGUAGUUAGAGGCUGCAUGGGAAGGAAGAUCUUCCUGAGCAUUAUGUAACAGAUGUGGUCUUGUGUAAAUCACACUUCUGUAAACACAGCCCAAUUUUAAAUGUACUAGCGGAGAUUGCUAUUUAAAGGCUUGUGAUGCCAGUCUCUUCUAUGAAGUGACUAAGGCAUCUCUUCAUUUUGCGCUCUGUGUCAAUUUCUAUUCUCCAUGAAGAAACAUUACAUUUACUUAAAAAGAAAAGAAAAAGAGCUGGAGAGAUGGCUCAGCAGUUAAGAGCACUGACUGCUCUUCCAGAGGUCCUGAGUUCAAUUCUCAGCAACCACAUGGUGGCUCACAACCAUCUGUAAUGGGAUCUGACGCCCUCUUCUGGUGUCUGCGACACCGUACUCACAUACAUGAAAUAAAUAAAACUUUAAAAACAUUACUGUACACCCAUUAGUGCUUGCAUUGCUGCUGUCUAUAUUUCUCUCUCCUUCCUCUUGCUGCCUGUCAUUCUUUUAAAUUUAUUUUUAUUUUAUUUUAUUUUUAUUUAUUUAUUUUAUUUAUAUUUUAUUUUUAUUCCCCCCCCCACACACACACACCCCGAGGUAGGGUUUCUCUGUGUAGUACUGGCUGGCCUGGAACUCAGAAAUCUGCCUGUCUCUGCCUCCCGAGUGCUGGGAUUAAAGAUGUGCCCCGUCACCGCCCAUGGCUUCCUGUCAUCCCUUAUGGCUGAGUUCUCUCCUCAUUGUAUGGAAUGUUCUGUUGUGGCUUGGGGGUGCUUGUAACCCCAGCUAGCAUAGAGGUGAAGGCAAGAGAAUUGAGUUCCGGUGGUGUGGGUCAUCUGGUAGAGUGCUUGUCAGGCGUGCGUAGCUCCGGGUUUGAUCUGAAGUAUUGCUUUGAGCUGAGCAAGAUGGGACAUGCUAAUAUUCCCAGUUCCUCAGGAGGUGGAGGCGUUGGGAGGCUCAAGAGUUCAGGUUGUUCUUGGUACAGCAGGUACCAGGUAGGCUAGGCUGAGCUACAUAGCGAUGUCAAGGCCAAAAACAAACAAACAAACAAACAAACAAACAAACAAACAAACGAUAUUGUGAUGUGUGCGGUGUUCCCUUCUCACACCAGAUGAAUUUCGUGGGAAGGAAGGGAGCAGAGUUAAGUUCCAGCGAAGAUCCAGUGUAGCCAGGUUUGGGACUAGCAACCAAAGUGACAGCUAAGUACUAUUUGUACAGGUAUUAGUACAUACUGUAUUAGUUUUGCCUCACUGUGACCAAAAUACUACACAGAAACAACUUAUGAGAGAAAGAGUAUGUUUUGAGUCAUCGUGCCAGAGCCCGCUCACAUCAAUGGGGCUCUUCAUAUCCUCUGGCUGACCGGGAAUCAAACAGGCUGUAACGGGUAGCGGGGAGGGGCAGGGCUGGUUACAACCCCAAAGGCUUGCCCUUAAAUCCUGCUUCCCUCAGCUGAGGGAAGCAGGACCUUGUGUUAGCAUCCUCAGCUGGGGGGUGGGGGAGGGGACAUUCAAAUCAGGAGCCAGUGGGGGACAGUUCAGAUUUAAAUCAUAGCAGACAUUCUUGUACUUACACUCUGAUGAGACCUUAGGGGUCGGUGCAUUGUAGAAUGUGACUGGAGUAGAACGUGACCAGACUACCUGAUGUGGACAUGGGCGGGUGGCAUUUAGGACUCUGGAAUGUCCCCUCCUUGCACGUCACCUGUUCUGCUCAUACCUUAAAUGGGAGCCUGGCUACUACCUGAUGGUUGUGUUCUGACUUCCGGAACAGUGGCUGCCUGCCGUGAACGCAACCUCUGUUUGCCUCACACUGGGUAGGUCUGUCUGUGUGUGCGAGGGCAUGUUCUUACUGAGGACACUCAGCAAUGAAACUUAGGGGUAGAUGGUAUGUGAGCAACCAGCACAGACGGUUUCCUUGAAGACAAUAGGUCAGUUUGUUAGGAGGCUGUUCAAGUUUACAUUGUCUUCAGUGGUUCUCCUUCUUGGUUGUCUGACAGACUUUGUCCUUUUGACUCUUACUGGAUCAAAAUUGGCUAAACGUCUGCUGGUAGGAAGAGUUAGAUUUUUUCCCCCAAUUUUGGGGUGCUGAGGAUGGAACCAUACCUGGGCCUAUCCCAUACCAGCCAAAUGCUCUGCUGCCUAGUCACAUCCCCACUCACGGGCAUUUUAGGCAGGGGUUCUACCACUGAGCCACGCCCCCAGCCCCUCACUGGGGGAUUCUAGGCAGGAGCUAUAACACUGAGCCACGCCCCCAGCCCCUCACUGGGGGAUUCUAGGCAGGAGCUAUAACACUGAGCCACGCCCCCAGCCCCUCACUGGGGGAUUCUAGGCAGGGGUUCUACCACUGAGCCACGCCCCCAGCCCCUCACUGGGGGAUUCUAGGCAGGGGCUCUACCACUGAGCCACACCCCCAGCCCCUCCCUGGGGGAUUCUAGGCAGGUGUUAUACCACUGAGCCACACCCCCAGCCCCUCCCUGGGGGAUUCUAGGCAGGUGCUAUACAACUGAGCCACGCCCCCAGCUCCUCACUGGGGAUUCUAGGCAGGGGCUCUACUACUGAGCCACGCCCCCAGCCCCUCACUGGGGGAUUCUAGGCAGGAGCUCUACCACUGAGCCACGCCCCCAGCCCCUCCCUGGGGGAUUCUAGGCAGGAGCUCUACCACUGAGCCACGCCCCCAGCCCCUCCCUGGGGGAUUCUAGGCAGGUGUUAUACCACUGAGCCACACCUCCAGCCCCUCCCUGGGGGAUUCUAGGCAGGUGCUAUACCACUGAGCCACGCCCCCAGCUCCUCACUGGGGAUUCUAGGCAGGGGCUCUACUACUGAGCCACGCCCCCAGCCCCUCACUGGGGGAUUCUAGGCAGGAGCUAUACCACUGAGCCACGCCCCCAGCUCCUCACUGGGGGAUUCUAGGCAGGUGCUAUACCACUGAGCCACGCCCCCAGCCCCUCACUGGGGGAUUCUAGGCAGGGGCUCUACUACUGAGCCACUCCCCCAGCCCCUCUCUGGGGGAUUCUAGGCAGGAGCUCUACCACUGAGCCACACCCCCAGCCCCUCCCUGGGGGAUUCUAGGCAGGUGCUAUACCACUGAGCCACGCCCCCAGCUCCUCACUGGGGGAUUCUAGGCAGGUGCUAUACCACUGAGCCACGCCCCCAGCUCCUCACUGGGGGAUUCUAGGAAGGGGCUCUACUCCUGAGCCACGCCCCCAGCUCCUCACUGGGGGAUUCUAGGCAGGGGCUCUACUCCUGAGCCACACCCCCAGCUCCUCACUGGGGGAUUCUAGGCAAGGGUUCUAACAAUGUGCACUAAGGUUGGAAUGAUUGUUGUAGAAUUAGAACAAGAGUUAAGAAGGUGGAAGAUAUUUGGGAGGAAGAAGAGGUGGGCCUUAGCAUUGCUGGGCUUGCAGCAAGUACUUCCUGUCUCAGUCAUGGGACAGAUGGGUCACUAAUGAAUCAGUUCUGUGACAGAUGCGGGGAUCUUGAUACUGCCCAUCUCAGCCCUUUACCUACUUUGUUUUGUGAAAUCGUUCAUAUGAUGUUGCCGUGGGACCUUAUUAGAGAAUCGAGAAGCAAAGUUCCCACCAGCUGUGGAAAUGGGGUGUGGCAGAAGGCAUGAAGAGGUUAUAGAGCAGUUGGGCAACAUAGUGGUUUGAGAGCAGACUCGGCCCAGCCCUGUCCAUUGAAACAUUUCCUGCAGAAGCCCUGGCAAGGGAUACUGCCGGCAAUAUGGAUAAUUUUAUCUUGGGCUGUGCCUUACCUGUCUGCCACUGUCACCAAGUCCUGUACAUGUAACUUAAGGGUAGAAUGGUUUACUUUAGCUCACAGUUGGAGAAGUUAGUCUACCUUGAUGGGAAGGCGUAAGAGUGUUCACAAUGGCAGGAACUUGUGGACCAGACUCCCUUUCUCUGGACCAGGAAGCAGAGAGAUCAGAUGGAAAGCAGAGCCAGGCUAUCAAGGUUUGACCCCAGCAUCCAGUGACCCACUUUCUUCAGAAACGCAUUGUCUUUCUACAUUCAAACAGAUUAGCUUCAGGAAGGAGGAUGGUUUGUAUCUCUGUUGGUUCCUUUUUCUGUUGAGAAGAAGAAGAAGAGGAGGAGGAGGAGGAGGAGGAAGAAGUAGAAGAAAAAGAAGAAGAAGAAGAAGAAGAAGAAGAAGAAGAAGAAGAAGAAGAAGAAGAAGAAGAAGAAGAAGAAGAAGAAGAAUUAUUCAACGACGACAACAAAAGCAAAUUAAAGGAGGACAACAAAAGCAAAUUAAAGGAGAAAGGAUUUGUUCUAACUCAUUCCAUCAUGGUGGAAAGGCCAGGCCAGCAGGCAGAGAAGGCUUAAUGAGAGCAGAUGCCCGAUUGUGCACAUUGUAUUCACAAUCAGGAAGCAAAUGGAGCUGAGCUAGAAAGGCUCAAGGCCCGCCCCGACUGGCCCGUUUUUUGUUUUUUUUUUCUCCAGAGAGACUCCACCUCCCAAGGGUCCCAAACCUUCCCAAACAGUGCCACCUGCUGAGGACGAGCACUUUCACACAUAAGCCCUGUGGGGACAUUUUUCAUAGCACAACAGACUGUGAGGGGCCGCCAGCAGACGGGCUUCUGGGAGGUAGUGAGAGUAAUGAUGAUGGAGAAAUUGGAGUUCCUGUUCCUGACAGCUGAUAUGAUGGCUAACACUGUCAACAGGACCUAGGAUCACCCAGAAGGCGAGCUUCUUUCCCAGUCUGUCUGUGAGGCCUGGGGUGUCUGGAUUAAUUGCAGUGGGCCAUGAAGACCUGCCCUGGAUGUACGUGCACCGUCCUGCGGGAUUCCUCUAAAGCAUCCCGCUCCCAUCCCGCCACCAGCGGCUCACACUCACUUUCUGUUCAUCUCUAGCUGGACUCCUGUUCGGCCCUGCUGUGCAGUUACUGAGUAUUUCCUGUUAAAAGGAAGCAAGCCCAGGAAAUGAGAGCAGGAAGGGGGAGAGGGGAAGAAAAAUGGAAAAGGAAAUGGAAAGAAGGAAAGAAAACAAAAAAAAAGUUAAAAGAAGCACAUAUAAGUUCUUUCUUUUCUUCUUUUAUUUAAUGUGUAUGGUAUUUUGCCUGUGUGCAUGUCUGUGUACCAUGUGUGUUCCUGAUGCCUGCAGAGGCCAGAAGAGGGCAUCAGGUCCCUUGGAACUGAAGUUUUAGACAAUCAUGAACCACCAUGUAGAUGCUGGGAGAAGAGCAACCAGGCUCCUGACCACUGACCUGUCUCCAGUCCCUCUUUUUAUUUUUGUGUCAUAUGAAUAUUGAACUGAGGGUCUCCUUUAAACAAAACAGGCACUGUGCCACUGAGCCAGCCUUCAGUGCUCUACCAGAUGAUUCUAGGCAGGGGCUCUACCACUGAGCCACGGCCCCAGCCCCUCCCUGGAAGAUUCUAGGCAGGGGCUCUACCACUGAGCCAGGACCCCAGCCCCUCCCUGGGGGAUUCUAGGCAGGGGCUCUACCACUGAGCCACGCCCCCAGCCCCUCCCUGGAAGAUUCUAGGCAGGGGCUCUACCACUGAGCCACGGCCCCAGCCCCUCCCUGGAAGAUUCUAGGCAGGGGCUCUAUCACUGAGCCACGCCCCCAGCCCCUCCCUGGGAGAUUCUAGGCAGGGGCUCUAACGCUAAGUAGAGCCUGUUUUCUGUAUGUCUUCUAUUUUGUUUCCUGUCCCCCUUCUUCCCUGCCUUUUUCUUGGGUGUUCUUUCUGGCCUCAGCAGUUGGUCUUCCGUUGGCCCCUUGCCUCAGGGCUACAUCCCAAGCCUCUACCUACUCUUGCUAUGGAACCUUUACAAACUAGCCUGGCCUUGGUAACUCAAAAGCUGGGCUGCAGCCCAGAGUUGCGUGCGUGACUGGACAAUGCCCAGUUGCUCCGCAAGCCAGCCCAGGCUACACUUCCUGCUCUAUCAAGUAGCAAGGCUCCAAAACUUCCCUUUGGUUACAUCCAGGCUGAUCUGCCUGGAGGGAGUCUGUAAAUAGAGAGGACUGGAAGGGGAGGCAGAGAAGUAAAGAGAGAAAGCCUCCCUUCCUUCAGAGCCUGCUGAUAAUUGGCUCUCAGGGACCAGCUGGGGACACAGGGGCCAGCUGGGCCAGGAAGUGCUGCACAAUGCUGUUCUUUCAGGAGAGCCACUGCUGGCCGUAGGUCCCGUGUGACUCCAGCGGAAUAAAGAGAACAGAGUGUUCUCAAAGGAUGUUCUCGAACCUAGACCCCCCUUCAGAGACAGGGCCUUUCCCUGAGCCCGGAGUUCAUCUGACCAGUGAGCUCUAGGGACCUGCCUGGCUCUGCCUCUGUGUCGUGCACCCCAGAUGGAAUUGUACAGUUAUAAGAUGUGCAUCACACCUGGAUUUUAUACGGUCAGCGUCAAUAAGGCCAUUAAUACGCAGGAAGUGGCCGUGAAAGAGAAACAUGCCAGGACGUGUAUUCUGGGCACCCACCAUGAGAAAGGAGCGCAGACCUUUUGGUCUGUGGUCAACCGACUGCCUCUCUCCAGCAACGCCAUGCUGUGCUGGAAGUUUUGUCACGUGUUCCACAAACUUCUUCGAGAUGGACAUCCGAACGUGCUGAAAGACUCUCUGAGAUACAAAAAUGAGUUAAGCGACAUGAGCAGGAUGUGGGGCCACCUGAGCGAGGGGUAUGGACAGCUUUGCAGCAUCUACCUCAAACUGCUGAGAACAAGGAUGGAGUACCACACCAAAAAUCCCAGGUUCCCGGGCAACCUCCAGAUGAGUGACCGACAGCUGGAUGAGGCCGGAGAAAGUGACGUUAACAACUUUUUUCAGCUCACAGUGGAGAUGUUUGAUUACCUGGAGUGUGAACUGAACCUCUUCCAGACUGUGUUCAACUCCUUGGACAUGUCCCGUUCGGUGUCCGUGACCACGGCUGGCCAGUGCCGCCUCGCACCGCUCAUCCAGGUCAUCCUGGACUGCAGUCACCUCUAUGACUACACUGUCAAGCUGCUCUUCAAGCUCCACUCCUGUCUUCCAGCUGACACCCUGCAGGGCCACCGAGACCGCUUCAUGGAGCAGUUCACAAAGUUGAAAGAUCUGUUUCAGCGCUCCAGCAACCUACAGUACUUCAAGCGGCUCAUUCAGAUCCCCCAGCUGCCCGAGAAUCCACCCAACUUCCUACGAGCCUCGGCCCUGUCAGAGCACAUCAGUCCUGUGGUGGUGAUCCCGGCAGAGGUGUCAUCCCCAGACAGUGAGCCUGUCCUGGAGAAGGAUGACCUCAUGGACAUGGACGCCUCCCAGCAGACUUUGUUUGACAACAAGUUUGAUGACGUCUUUGGCAGCUCAUUGAGCAGCGACCCUUUCAAUUUCAACAAUCAAAAUGGCGUGAACAAGGACGAGAAGGACCACUUGAUUGAACGCCUGUACAGAGAGAUCAGUGGACUGACAGGGCAGCUGGACAACAUGAAGAUUGAGAGCCAGCGGGCCAUGCUGCAGCUGAAGGGUCGAGUGAGUGAGCUGGAGGCAGAGCUAGCAGAGCAGCAGCACUUGGGCCGGCAGGCUAUGGAUGACUGCGAGUUCCUGCGCACUGAGCUGGAUGAACUGAAGAGGCAGCGAGAGGACACGGAGAAGGCACAGCGCAGCCUGACUGAGAUAGAAAGAAAGGCCCAGGCUAAUGAACAGAGGUAUAGCAAGUUAAAAGAGAAGUACAGUGAACUGGUGCAGAACCAUGCUGACCUGCUGCGGAAGAACGCAGAGGUGACCAAACAGGUGUCCGUGGCCCGGCAAGCCCAGGUGGAUUUGGAAAGAGAGAAAAAAGAGCUAGCAGAUUCCUUUGCACGGGUAAGUGACCAGGCCCAGCGGAAGACUCAAGAGCAACAGGAUGUUCUAGAGAACCUGAAGCAUGAACUGGCCACCAGCAGACAGGAGCUGCAGGUCCUCCACAGCAACCUGGAAACCUCUGCCCAGUCAGAAGCGAAAUGGCUGACACAGAUCGCCGAGUUGGAGAAGGAACAAGGCAGCUUGGCGACUGUUGCAGCUCAGAGAGAGGAAGAGUUAUCAGCCCUCCGAGACCAGCUGGAAAGCACCCAGAUCAAGCUGGCUGGGGCCCAGGAAUCCAUGUGCCAGCAGGUGAAGGACCAGAGGAAAACCCUCUUGGCAGGGAUCAGGAAGGCUGCGGAGCGUGAGAUACAGGAGGCGCUGAGCCAGCUUGAGGAACCCACCCUCAUCAGCUGUGCAGGAUCCACAGAUCACCUUCUCUCCAAAGUCAGCUCCGUUUCCAGCUGCCUCGAGCAACUGGAAAAGAACGGCAGCCAGUAUCUGGCCUGCCCAGAAGAUAUUAGUGAGCUUCUGCACUCGAUCACCCUGCUUGCCCACUUGACCGGUGACACUAUCAUCCAGGGGAGUGCCACCAGCCUCCGGGCCCCACCGGAGCCAGCCGACUCGCUGACGGAGGCCUGUAGGCAGUAUGGCAGAGAAACCCUGGCCUAUCUGUCCUCCCUGGAGGAAGAGGGAACUAUGGAGAAUGCUGACGUCACAGCCCUUAGGAACUGCCUCAGCAGGGUCAAGACCCUUGGCGAGGAGCUGCUGCCCAGGGGCCUGGACAUCAAGCAGGAAGAGCUGGGUGACCUGGUGGACAAGGAGAUGGCAGCCACUUCAGCUGCCAUUGAAGCUGCCACCACCCGGAUAGAGGAAAUUCUCAGUAAGUCCCGAGCAGGAGACACGGGAGUCAAGCUGGAGGUGAAUGAGAGGAUCCUGGGUUCCUGUACCAGCCUGAUGCAGGCCAUCAAGGUGCUCGUUGUGGCCUCCAAGGACCUCCAGAAGGAGAUAGUGGAGAGUGGCAGGGGUACUGCAUCCCCUAAAGAAUUUUACGCCAAGAACUCUCGGUGGACGGAAGGGCUGAUAUCCGCCUCCAAAGCUGUUGGUUGGGGAGCUACCAUCAUGGUGGAUGCUGCUGAUCUUGUGGUCCAAGGCAAAGGGAAGUUCGAGGAGCUGAUGGUGUGUUCACGCGAGAUUGCUGCCAGUACUGCCCAGCUCGUGGCUGCAUCCAAGGUGAAAGCGAACAAGGGCAGCCUCAAUCUGACCCAGCUGCAGCAGGCCUCUCGAGGAGUGAACCAGGCCACAGCCGCUGUGGUGGCCUCAACCAUUUCUGGCAAAUCUCAGAUUGAGGAAACAGACAGUAUGGACUUCUCAAGCAUGACACUGACCCAGAUCAAGCGCCAGGAGAUGGAUUCCCAGGUUAGGGUGCUGGAGCUGGAAAAUGACCUGCAGAAGGAGCGUCAGAAACUAGGAGAGCUACGGAAGAAACACUACGAGCUGGCGGGCGUGGCUGAGGGCUGGGAGGAAGGGACAGAAGCAUCACCGUCUACUGUCCAAGAAGCAAUACCGGACAAAGAGUAGAGCCAAGCCGACACCCCACACAUCAGAAUGUAAAUCCUUGUUACCCUUCUGUGACACUCGCUCCCCACUGUGGCACAUCAGGUCCUUGUAGGCCUCUCCAGUGACAAAAGCUGAAGGCCAUCGGGUCUCCCCAUGACACCACCUCCGUUUGCAUGCAUGAUGGGCUCUUCCCCUAUAUCCCUGGCACACAGGCAGACCAGGGUCAGCCACGAGCAAGCUCAGGUCCACAGAAAAACAGCAACAUGGCCACUUCCUCACAGGCCAUGUCCGGCUUAGAGGGGCUUCUUGUCACUGGGAGCUUGGAGAGGGGACAGCUUACGUCUUUUCUUUUUCCCCCUCCUCAGUCCUUUGCAUUUUGUCCUUUGCACAAACUUGUGAGCAUCCAAACUCCGCUGGAUUCCAACCCAGACUGAUGUCCGACUCCACUGUUGGAAAGAACACGAAGGGACAGCUGGCCUCCACACUACACUUUUUGGCAGUUCGAUGGGUCCUCUAACUGCAUCUUAAUAGGUGGUCGUUUGGGUCUUUUGGUUUCCCGUUUUUAAAGUUUCACACAACCAACUUUCCCAAAAAGGAUUCCUCCCCCACCCAGCCUGACCCUGAGCUCUGAGCCUUCUGAGAGGAAGCCCCCCCACAGCGCCAGCACACCCCGGUGCGGCUCAGGCUACGCUUUGGUGCUCCAGCUCGGCAGUUCCGUCAGCCAAGGCUACUCCCCAGGAUGACAGCUCUCCUUGGAAGGCUGAGGCUGAGCUAGUGCCUUUACUUUCUGACCUGGAUGCCAGCCCAAGGCCUCUGUCCACCAUCACAAGCCGGGGAGCACCAGAGUUGAAGACAAAGCAGAUGGUGCCAGGGACCCAGCUGUUCAGGGGACGUUUUCUUAGGAGCUCCUGUCACCAGGCUCAACCCACCACCUGCAAGAAUGGAGCCGGUGUGGAACAGCAACACUACAUCCCCAGAGCGAACUUCCUGUGCCAUGUCAUUUGGGUCACCUCCUGUCAAACCUAGACAAGGCCCCAAGAGGGACAAAUAUAAAGGAACCGGAAGUGGUUCCUUCUCCGUCUGCCUGCUUCUGCAUCCUACUGAACCAGAAAGCAAUGGUUCCGUGUGCUACUUACCCAAUAGGCCCACUGGAUCAGGAAACGAGCUUGGCUCGGUUUAAGACUCUUUAUAUUUAUUACUAACAAUCUUUAUGCAGCACAUGCCCCAGAGAUGCUUGGAGCAAUCAGGACCAAGGGUAACUAAACAGGCGUGCCCUCCGCUAUCAAUCUCCACAGAUCAUCAUAGAGCUAACGUGCCAUCCCUGGGCAUUUCCAGGCUUGGAUUCCAAAGCAGGCAGGUUCCUUAAAGCACUGAGGAGCAGGGCAGAGGAGAAAGGGGACCACUGGCUCUAGCACAGUCCCCAUCACCACCCACCCACUCUGGCUCCCAUGCAGACAGGAUGGGGACAGGGGGCACCACGCCUAGCCACAAGCAGGGACAGCACUUUGCAACUCCCUAAUGGACCCCUGAUCUAAGUGACCUUGUGGGCCAGGGGGGUGGUGGCUUCUUUAUCUGUAGUAACACAUAGGUGGCAGCCAGCAAGCACUUCUUUGAGCCUGUCCCCAUGGGGCAGAGCUCAGCUUCGCUGGGUGAUGGGUUGUGAGACUAGUGCUUGAUCACUGUGAAUCAACCUCCUCCUUCCUGCCCCACUCACCCCCACUCUGUCCCCGGUGGGCACUCCAAAACCUCCCAGAGACCCAGAUGAUGGCUGUGACAUGUGACCUCCACACUGGGCUGAAGGAGUUUUCUGCAGUAGAAACGGGCCCAUUCUGGUGCCAGAACAAUGUUUUUUGGGUCCAAGGACCAGAACACUCGAUGGAUGAGUGGCAUUGUUGGCUCAUUUGUGCCAAUGCAGCUGGUCCAUGUGUUCACUGCCAGUCAGCUUUUCCUACGGUGGCCAUAGAGUCCUUGUCUCUAGAGUCACUCUCAUAUGUCCCAUUGAGAUGACAUCAAACACAGCAAUAGAUGGGGGUUUUCUGAAUAAAUGACGAACCCAUAUGAAAAGCCACUAUCAUUUUUAAAAAACCAAUAAAAUCUGCCUGGGGAGUGAAACAGUGAAAAGCCCCAGCUCGAGGUAAGGCAGCAGCACAGAAGGGUCCCUACCUGCUUCAUGUCACAUCGGGACUUUGUAAUAGCUCGAGUCGGAAGCUGUCCUUCUACAGCCAGGCUGGCUAGCGCACACCUGUAACCUUGGCACUCAGCAGACCGAGGCAGGAAGAUCCUGAAUUUACAUACCUUAUCUCAAAAAACAAACAAACAAAAAAAUUAAAACAGGUUAUAUAUGUUUGUGUAUAGAGAUUUAUAUAACUGGCUUUUAGAGACAGGGUCUUACUGCAUAGUCCUGGCUGGCCUCCAACUAGCUUUGUCCACCUUAUUGUCCUGAGGUCACAGGGGUUCCCCUUCCUCUGUCUCCUAAAUGCUGGGAUCAAAGGUGUAAGCUAUCUCACCCAGUUGAGACCAUAAUUUUUUUGGCUCUGCUACUACCUAAACGUGAGUCUUUAAACUGGUGGCUGGUCAAACCAAGCUGGAAAUUCUUUUGUUUUUUCCUCUCACCAAAGCAGUUUUUAUUUGAGGCAAGGAGAAGUCUGACCCAUAUGAUUACAGUUCUAAGCACUCUUAAGUGUUAGUGGCAUGACUUGGGCUAUAAAACUUGCUUCUGUUUGGUUGGAAAGGGUAUUCGUGAUAAAGUCCUCCAGGUGGGUAAGAAGAAAGACCUCAGCUAGUGGUACUGCCCUCCAGAUCCUACAUCAAACUAACUAACUCUCACCAUCUGGUUUGCAAGGUGCCACCCAGUGCAGAGGGACAUGGGACACUUGCAAGGGCAGAUGAGGCAGAAAGAACAGGUGCAAGUCACUUGAGGAGCAGCUCAAAAGGAACUUCACAGCCUUCCUCCCCACACCCCCAGGCUGCUUAGACUGAAGGCUGCUGCCUUGGGUGUAGCUAGAUCCUCAAGGGAGCUGAGGGGCUGGAGAGGUAGCUCAGCAGUUAGUACUCCCCGCUCUUACAGAGGACCCCCAAAUCAGCUCCCAGCACCCACAUGUGACCACGACCGCCUUCAACUCCAGCCUCAAGGGAUCCAAUGGCAUCUGCUGCAUGCGUUCAUGCAGAAGUGCCCACAUACUUUUAGAGAAAAUAACUCCUGAAAAAAAAAAUAACUUUAAAGGCAGAAAAUUGACAAAAUAAUGACUUAGGGUGGGGUGAGGAAGAAACUCAAAUCCAGCUGUGACUUAUAUUUAGAUAAUGCAGUUUCCUGGUGCCUCCAAGGCUAAGCAUAAGUGUGUGCAUAGGAGAUCUACUUCUGUGGGGUUAGGUCAUAGCUCAAAAAGGAAUUUAAAUAGUUAUGCCAGGUUUGUCAAUGCACAACUAUAAUCCCAGCAUUUGGGAAUCCGAGGCAGGAGGAAUGUGAGUUCAGGUCUAGCCUGGGCUAUAUACUAAGACCUUGUCUCAAAAACAAAGAUCAGGCUCUAAUUUAACUGGCUUAUUGCAGUACUGUCCCCAGCACUAUCCUCAGAUUCCUGUUUUGCCCUGGGAGAAUCAAACACAUGCAGGGCACCCUGUCUCAGAACUGGUGUGGUAAGUCAGGGUCACAAGUGUUUAUCAUUCUGGUCACAUUAGGGUGCUAUGGCCUCUCAUCAUCGGAGGUAUUGGUCCUCAUCCUGUGUCUGGGGGAGUUUUUACUUCUUGGUCAGUGACUUAGUUGUAGAAGGGUCCCUGGCACUGUUUGACCCUGAAUUUUAAUGCUGACCAAUGUGUUACUCCCGGUUGCCUUUCCAUAUCUCUGGAGACCUUGCUAGAAAAGCAAGUCUAUGGGCGCAACAUUAACCUGCCAAUAAGAGUGGCCCUGCCCUCUGCCGUCUUGGAUCAUCUGUAGUAGCCUUCCAACCAGAGUGGGCUUUGCUUUCUCUCUCCCAUCUUUGAUCAUCUUCCAAGUUGGCUUCCAACAAGGAUGAGCUCUGCUCGGUCGAUCUUCAUCUUGGAUCCCCUACAUUGGCCUUCCAAAGAGAGGGGCUUUGCCCUCUUUCCACCUUUCAGGUUCUCAGAGACCACACUGUAACAUUGGAAACUACCAUGACAGCACUUGCCAGGCAUUCACAGUGACGCAGAAGAGCUAUUUGACUCCCAGGUCCAGCCCAAACCCACGACCAGCAAAGCAGUAAUGGAGUGCUUCCCCUCCCAGGAGCCAGAGCCAGGAAUGGUGGGUUAGACGUGACUGGAUCCAGUUGUGAGGAUAGAACCUUCCAGACAUGUGUUUCAGGUGACCCUCAACUACCUCAGGUUUGAAGACCCUAAGUUAAACUUGAUUACCACUCUAGGGACAAACCGAGGAAUCUGGUUAAAUCUUGGUGAUAACCUAAAUGUCUCAAGCUUAUAACAAACUCUCAAACCGUGCAGGGAUGGGGCUGAUUUUUGUUUGUUUAUGCCCGCCCCCUUCUGUUUCUAACCUUUUCCACUGUUUUCCAUUAGAGUAGUCCCUAUAAGUGAAUUUCACUUCUCACAAGGUGCCUACCUUCCCAGAGCAGGUAGCCACUGGCUCUUGUUUCCUCCUCACAGGACUUUUAUUAUGGAAUGAAGAUCUUUCUUUGUAUAAUGCAUUGCAUCUGUGGUUUCAAUUUUUUCCAAUAAAUAUGUCAGCCUGGCUGUGGAGAA
This is a messenger RNA of Mus musculus (house mouse), 24768 nucleotides long. It is a transcript of the gene Hip1, whose product is annotated as huntingtin interacting protein 1. Gene Ontology annotation, biological process: regulation of signaling; endocytosis; regulation of cell communication. The coding region runs from base 17044 to 20082 and encodes 1012 amino acids. Lineage: Eukaryota; Metazoa; Chordata; Mammalia; Rodentia; Muridae. The record is from RefSeq and is a predicted model, not a curated record. Gene Ontology annotation, molecular function: clathrin binding; phosphatidylinositol-3,4-bisphosphate binding; actin filament binding. The transcript is spliced from 32 exons. Gene Ontology annotation, cellular component: presynapse; clathrin-coated vesicle; nucleus.